Molecule: messenger RNA, 3594 nt
Organism: Labeo rohita (rohu)
Lineage: Eukaryota; Metazoa; Chordata; Actinopteri; Cypriniformes; Cyprinidae
Product: GTPase IMAP family member 8
Exons: 8
Coding region: 133-3594 (1153 amino acids)
Molecular function (GO): GTP binding
Source: RefSeq, a predicted model, not a curated record
UAAUAUGCUAAUUAAAAUCUAUCUAUCUAUCUAUCUAUCUAUCUAUUUUUUCCUCAGUUUCUGCAGGCGGGGCGCAGGUCAGCACUCUGUCAGUGAUUUUCUUUUGGUUUCGAUGUUUGUGUAGGUGUUAAAAUGGCGUCAGCAGCAGGUAGACAAAGUCCAGACUUCAGACGUCCUGAAAUGAGUGAUCUGAGGAUUGUUCUGCUGGGAAAAAAUGGAUCAGAAAACAGUCGAGUGGCAAACACUAUACUGGGCAGAGCAGCGUUUCACAGAGAAGCUCCAUUUUAUUCACAGCAAUACAGUAUGAGAAUCAGUGCAGAGGUGGAGGAGAGACACAUCACAGUCAUCAACACUCACCUGCUCCAGCCGAAUUUCCCACAGGGAGUGAUAAUACAGGAAGUAAAAGACUGUGUGCGUCGCUCUGCUCCAGGACCUCAUGCAUUUCUUGUCAUACUGCAGUAUAGUAACUUCAGUGAGAACGACAGACAGAGAGUGAAAUAUGUGCUGAACCUCUUCAGUUACCAGGCCAUGAAACACACUGUAGUGCUGUCUACUGAUGAAGAGCCACGUGGAUACAUGUAUAUGUCUUAUAAGUGCACUAAUAAAGCUAUUCAUAAUUUAAUAAAGGAGUGUGGAGAAGGACAUCUGAAGUUUAAUACAAUAAGCACAGGAUGGCGCUCUGAGAUGUUUGGAAGGAUAGAAGAGAUACUCAAGAAAGAAUGUGAAGAAUUUCUCAUCUGUGAUGUGUAUGAGGAUGAAGGUGAUGAAGCAUCAGUGGAUGAAGAUCUGAGUAGAUCUGGAGCUUCAGUCACAGGAGACGAGAAAGAGAAGAAGGACAUAAAAACAGGACGUGAUGGAGGAGUGAGGACUACUGGAAAAGCAAAGCUGAACAUUGUACUGUGUGGAAAUGAUUCAACACUCAAGAACUCAGUGUCUAAAAUCUUUAGAGGAAAAAUGAUUAAAUCUCAGAAAGAGAUGAGUAAAGUGUGUGUGAAGAAAGAGGGAAAGAUUAAUGGACGGCAGAUCAGUGUAAUAGAGCUUCCAGCUCUCACUCGACUCUCAGAGGAGGAAGUGAUGUGUCAGACUCACCGCUGUCUGUUUCUCUGUGAUCCUGGAGUUCAUCUUUUCAUCCUUGUUACUCCUGUCAGUCCACUUACUAAUGAAGACAAAGCAGAAAUGGAGAAGAUUAAAGAAAUAUUUUACUCUAAUGAGCACUUCAUGGUGCUUUUCAUUACUGAACUCACUGUUGACAAAAGUGUGACAGAUUUUGUAGCGUCCACAGAAUCUCAGCGUGUUGUGAGUCUCUAUGGGAGUUGGUGCAGUGUGAUGGGGUUAAAGGACCAGAGAAACUCUGAACAGAUUUCAGACCUGUUUGAUUAUAUAAAGAGCAUGAAGAUUGAACCCUAUUCUCUUCUGACGUAUAUGAGAGCUCAAGAGAAGAGAGUCAGACAUGAAGAGAAACUGAGAGUGAGAGACAAUGAGGAGGAGAUCGAGACACUGAAUCCAGAGGGUGUGAAGCUGAAUCUGGUUGUGUGUGGGAGUAACAGAGAGUUAAAAUCCUUCAUAUCAAACCUGAUCCUGAAUCAGAGCGAGAGAAGAUCAGAGCUCAGCUCAGAGUGUGUGAGGAGAGACGUGGAGCUUCAUGGACGUCUGAUCAGUCUGGUGGAGCUUCCAGCUCUGUUCAACACUCAGCUCUCAGAGGAGGAAGUGAUGCGUCAGACUCACCGCUGUGUGUCUCUCUGUCAUCCUGGAGUUCAUGUUUUCAUCAUCAUCAUUCCUGAUGCUCCACUUAAUAAUGAAGACAGAGCAGAAAUAGAGGAGAUCCAGAGGGUAUUCAGCUCAAGAAUCAACAAACACAUCAUGAUCCUCAUAAAGCAGAAUUCAGAGCAUCAGACAGAAAAACUGAAUGAAGAAACACAGUCUGUCAUUGAGAGUUUUGGAGGACGACAUCAUUUCAUUGGCCCUAAAACACAAGUGUCUGUGUUGAUGGAGAAACUGGAGCAGAUGGUUGAGGAAAACAGUGGUGUUUGUUUCUCCACAAAAACACUGAUGGAUGCACAGAUGCAUUCAUUAGAGAUGUGGUUUCAGUCACAAGAUUCAAGAGAAGAUGAUCUGAGGAUUGUGCUGCUGGGAAAAACCGGAGCUGGAAAAAGUUCAGCUGGAAACACCAUCUUAGGAAGAAAAGCAUUUAAAGCAGACAUUUCUCAAACAUCUGUUACUAAAGUGUGUCAGAGAGAAACAGCUGAAAUCAACAGCAGACACAUUACUGUGAUCGACACUCCAGGACUGUUUGAUAGUGAACUGACUAAUGAAGAAAUACAGAGAGAAAUCAGCAACUGCAUCUCCAUGAUCCUGCCUGGACCACAUGUGUUUCUCUUACUGAUACCAGUAGGACAGUUCACUGAAGAAGAGGUAAAAUCAGUGAAGAUCAUCCAAGAGAUGUUUGGUGACAAAUCUUUAAGGUACACCAUGGUGCUCUUCACCAGAGGAGAUGAUCUGAAUGACAAAACUAUUGAAGAGUUUCUGGGAAAACCUGGAUCUCCGUUGAUGAAGCUGAUUGAAGUGUGUGGAAACAGAUUCCAUGUGUUCAAUAAUAAUGAGACUGGAGACCAAACACAGGUGACUGAUCUACUGCAGAAGAUAGACAACAUGGUGAAAGCAAACGGAGGGAGUUACUACUCAUGUAAGAUGUUCAGAGAGAUGGAAAGACAAAAACAAGAACAACAAAAGAACAUAUUAACAGAGAGAGUCAGAGAAAGAAAAGAAGAGAUGAAGAAACUUGAAAAAGAGAAAAAGAAGAUGAAGAUGAAGAUAGAGGAAGAUCAUGACAAAGAGAGAAAGAGAAGAGAAGAAGAAUUUAUUGAGAGAUGGAAUAAAGAAAGAGGGGAACAAGAGAGAGAGAUACGAGGGGAGCUGAAGAGAGAACGAGAGGAAUGGGUGAGACAGAAACAAGAACCAAGACAAAGAACAGAAGAAGAGGACGAAUGGACAGAGAUAGAAAAGCUGAGAGGAAAGAGACGAGAGAGAGAAAGAAGACUGAAAGUAAAACAAGAUUAUCAGAUCAAACAUAAAGAAGAGAGAAAUAGAAUGAAGAGGAUGAUGGUGGAAAAAAAACAGAAGCGUGACAAAGGGAGAAAGAGCAGAGAAGCGGAAUAUGUGGAAGAACAAUGUGAAAGAGACAUUAAACUACAUACGAGAAACAUUUCAGAUGAUGAAGAUUCAUCAUCAGAUUCAGGAUGUUUGAGAAUCUUGCUGUUUGGGAGGACAGGAAGUGGAAAGUCUGCCACAGGAAACAGUAUCCUUGGAAACAGUGGGUUUCACAGUGAAGACAGUUCACAGUUGGUGACCACUGUUUGUCAGAAAGGAGUUGGUGAAGUUGAUGGUCAAUCAGUAGCUGUUACUGAUACUCCAGGACUCUUUGACCCCUCACUGACAAAAGAACAAGUGCAGGAAGAAAUAAUGAACUGUAUUUCACUGUCAGCACCUGGACCACAUGCGAUCAUCAUUGUGCUGAGUGUGGGAAAAAUCACUCCAGAGGAGAAAGACACUUUAGACAUGAUCAAGAUGAUCUUUGGCUCAAAAGCACUUAUCUGA